AUGACUUCGCCAAAAAUUCAAAAGGAUAUUGUGAGUGCUUGUGCACAAGAGACCGUGAAAACUAUAAUUGAUGACUUGGAUGGAGAUUAUUUUGGGAUAUUAGUUGAUGCGUCCAAGGAUAUUUCACACCAUGAACAAAUGGCCUUUGCUUUGCGGUAUGUUGACAAAAAAGGCCAAGUGAACGAGCCAUUUAUUAGUCUUGUUCGUGUUACUGAUACAUCUGCAAAGUUGUUGAAAGAAGCAGUACUUUCUUUGCUAAUGAAACACUCAUUAAGUCCAUCCAAAAUACGUGGACAAGGCUAUGAUGGGGCUAGUAAUAUGCAGGGAAAGAUGAAUGGCCUUAAAGCUUUAAUUUUGCAAGAAACUCCAUGGGCAUAUUCUGUUCAUUGUUUUGCACAUCAAUUACAAUUGACGCUUGUAGCCGUUGCUAAAAAACACAAGGAGGUUGAGACUUUCUUUGCUAUUGUUACUAAUGUGUUGAAUAUAAUUGGAGUUUCUUUUAAGCGUAGAGAUCAAAUUCAGGAUCAUCAAGCAGAAUUGUUUGGAGCAAUUGUUAGAGAGUGGUGA
Nicotiana attenuata is the source of this 567-nucleotide messenger RNA. Its product is annotated as zinc finger MYM-type protein 1-like. The record is from RefSeq and is a predicted model, not a curated record. The coding region runs from base 1 to 567 and encodes 188 amino acids. Lineage: Eukaryota; Viridiplantae; Streptophyta; Magnoliopsida; Solanales; Solanaceae. The transcript has a single exon.